Erythranthe guttata (spotted monkey flower) is the source of this 1647-nucleotide messenger RNA. Its product is annotated as alcohol dehydrogenase 3. Gene Ontology annotation, biological process: formaldehyde catabolic process. Gene Ontology annotation, cellular component: cytosol. The record is from RefSeq and is a predicted model, not a curated record. Gene Ontology annotation, molecular function: zinc ion binding; alcohol dehydrogenase (NAD+) activity; S-(hydroxymethyl)glutathione dehydrogenase [NAD(P)+] activity. Lineage: Eukaryota; Viridiplantae; Streptophyta; Magnoliopsida; Lamiales; Phrymaceae.
UAAAUAAAUAAAUAGAAAUAGAAAUAGAAAUUGAAAUUGAAUUCAAGAUUCUACAACCAAAACUAGGGUCUGGGUUUUUUGGUAUUGCCACUUGUAUUCCAAUCUGCUUGAGUUCAAGAAACAGGGGAACUACAACUUGUAAGCUUAUUAACAAAUUAACCAAUCAAAUUACAGACAUGAUUUCUAUUUUCCAGUAUAAAUACUAUAACCCAAAAGGGUUUAAUCAUCUCAUCAAACAAUUAGAUAAAAAUCAAAUCUUUAUACUCUUUUUUAAUUUAAUCUCUACUACUACUACUACAAGAUGUCAAGCACUGCUGGCAAAGUCAUCAAAUGCAAAGCUGCUGUAGCAUGGGAGGCGGGGAAGCCGCUGGUGAUAGAGGAGGUGGAGGUGGCGCCGCCGCAGAAGAUGGAGGUUCGCCUGAAAAUCCUCUUCACCUCCCUUUGCCACACUGAUGUUUACUUUUGGGAAGCCAAGGCCCAAGAUUCCGUCUUUCCUCGAAUUCUCGGUCACGAAGCAGCAGGGAUUGUGGAGAGUGUAGGAGAAGGUGUGACGGAACUCGUUCCGGGCGAUCACGUACUCCCCGUUUUCACCGGAGAAUGUGGAGACUGUGCUCACUGCAAAUCAGAAGAGAGUAAUAUGUGUACUCUUUUGAGGAUCAAUGUCGAAAGGGGAGUGAUGAUUAAUGAUGGGAAAUCGAGGUUUUCGAUUAACGGGAAGCCGAUUUAUCACUUUGUUGGCACUUCAACUUUUAGCGAAUACACUGUGGCUCAUGUUGGCUGUGUAGCCAAAAUCAACCCCCUUGCCCCCCUUGACAAAGUUUGUGUUCUCAGCUGUGGAAUCUCCACAGGGCUUGGUGCCACAUUGAAUGUUGCAAAACCGAAAAAGGGAUCUUCUGUUGCGAUUUUCGGACUUGGAGCUGUUGGGCUUGCUGCUGCAGAAGGAGCAAGAUUGGCUGGUGCUUCAAGAAUCAUCGGUGUGGAUUUGAACUCCGGCAGAUUUGAAGAAGCUAAAAAAUUCGGAGUGACUGAAUUUGUGAACCCAAAAGACCACGACGAACCUGUUCAAAAUGUGAUAGCUAAGAUGACUGACGGAGGAGUGGAUCGAAGCGUGGAAUGUACUGGAAACAUCGGUGCUAUGAUCUCUGCAUUUGAAUGUGUUCAUGAUGGGUGGGGUGUGGCUGUUCUUGUGGGGGUCCCACAUAAAGACGCGGUAUUCAAGACUCAUCCGAUGAACGUGCUGAACGAGAGGACUCUAAAGGGCACUUUCUUCGGUAACUAUAAGCCCCGUUCGGAUCUUCCAGCAGUUGUGGAAAUGUAUAUGAACAAGGAGUUGGAAGUGGGCAAGUUUAUAACGCACGAGGUGCCGUUUGCGGAGAUAAACAAGGCUUUCGAGCUGAUGCUGAAAGGCGAAGGCCUUCGUUGCAUUAUCAGGAUGGAGUAAAAAAAAGAUCUCAAGGAUGAUAGACACAUAUCUACCCACGUUAUUGUUUUAAGAAAUGUGUUCUUAUUGUGUGUGUGUUUUUUUCGAUAUGUUUUCUGCAUUUGUUUUUCACCUAGACAUGUGUUUCUGCAUUUGUUUUUCAGCUUGUAUUACAGUUUGACAUCCCAAGUUUAAUAAAAGAAUGUGUGUUUUGUUUGUUAACUUUA